Molecule: messenger RNA, 3056 nt
Organism: Mugil cephalus (flathead mullet)
Lineage: Eukaryota; Metazoa; Chordata; Actinopteri; Mugiliformes; Mugilidae
Gene: ppm1j
Product: protein phosphatase, Mg2+/Mn2+ dependent, 1J
Exons: 10
Coding region: 291-1784 (497 amino acids)
Biological process (GO): protein dephosphorylation
Molecular function (GO): protein serine/threonine phosphatase activity
Source: RefSeq, a predicted model, not a curated record
CCUGCCUUCCGAGAUGAGACACAGCCUCCUGCCGGGUUACAGCCUGCAUACGCAGCCAGUGAGGUUUUAUUCAGUGUGAAUGAGGAAAACAUCGCGUCUGCCUUUCUGAAAGCUGUCACAUGGGGCCAACAAGAAGGAAAAAAAACAUCGCUUCCUGAAAUGAUCCUCGUCACUGGCUAUGCAUCGUGUUUUCGUUUUUUUUCUUCCCGACGCAACAUCACGUCGCGUUUAAUCCUCCGUCCGGACCUUUUAUUUUAUUUCAUUCUUUCCCCCCGUUUUUAGCGCCGAUUAUGAUUAGCAAAGUUAGAAACGCGAUGUCCAAUCUGGUGGGAGGGAUGGUGCCGCACGGACACCACCACCACAACCAUCACUCAGGUGGCGGCCAGACCUGCGGCUCGGACAGCCUGCCGCCGCGCUUCCCCUACGGCCGGCCGGAUUUCUUGGACCUCACCCCGGAGCUCCUGCAGUACUCCACCGAGCACGCGUCGCGGCCGGUGCUCACGUUAAAGAGAGACAGCAGGCUUCACUGGCGGACGGGAUACGCAGAGGUGAUCAAUGCGGGGAAGAGCAUGCUGAACGAGGACCAGGCCUCGUGCGAGAAACUGUUUGUGAAGAAGCCGAGUGGCAAACACCGCAACUCCACUCUGCUAGAGGACAACGGCGGGGAUGGCACAGGAAUCCCCCUUCACUUCUGGGGGGUGUUCGAUGGACACGCAGGUUCCGGCGCGGCCAUCAUGGCCUCCAAGCUCCUCCACCGCCUCAUCAGAGACCGGCUGGGAGAAAUCUGCCACCUGCUGGAGAACCCCAACAGUGCGCCUCCCAUCUGCCUGGCCAAGAACGGCAGCCCGUACCAAGCAGAUUCAAAGAAAGGAGCGUCGCAGGAACCGGAGGACCCCGAUGCUGUCACCGACUCCUCAGUGCGCUAUUACAUGGAGAAGGUGGUUAGUCUGGAGAGCCUGGUUAUGGGAGUCAUAGAGACUGCCUUCAAGCAGAUGGACGACCUAAUUGAAAAGGAAAAGGGGUCCUAUACCAUUUCCGGUGGGUGCUGUGCCUUAGCCGCCAUUCACCUAAUGGGAAAGCUCUACGUAGCCAAUGCUGGAGACAGCAGGGCCAUAAUCAUACGGAAUAAUGAAGUCAUUCCCAUGACUAAUGAAUUCACACCUGAGUCAGAGAGACAGCGGCUACAGUAUCUGGGUUUCCUGAGGCCUGAGCUCCUGGGUAAUGAGUUCACUCACAUUGAGUUUCCUCGCAGGAUCCAGCACAGCGAGCUGGGCAAAAAGAUGCUCUACAGAGACCACACCAUGACCGGCUGGGCUUAUAAGACGAUUGUUGAAGAUGAUCUGAAAUUCCCCCUGAUAUAUGGAGAAGGAAAAAAGGCUCGUGUCAUGGCAACAAUCGGAGUGACUCGCGGGCUGGGCGAUCACGACCUGAAGGUGUACAAUUCCAACAUUUACAUCAAGCCCUUCCUCUCCUGCGUCCCUGAGGUGAAGGUUUACAACCUGGAUGAAAAUAAACAUGGCCCGGACGACGUCUUGGUGAUGGGCACAGAUGGACUGUGGGAUGUAACGACCGACAAGGAAGUGGCAGAUGCUGUGUCAUCGUACUUAUCCUGCUGUGACCCCUCUGAUCCCAUGAGAUACACCCUGGCAGCUCAGGACCUGCUGAUGAGGUCAAGAGGAGUGCUGAAGGAGCGCGGCUGGCGGCUACCCAAUGACAGACUGGGCUCGGGGGAUGACAUCACCGUGUUUGUCAUCCCGCUGGCGGGGCAAGAGUCAGAGACAUGACGAGGCGUCGCAGCGGCCGCUACGACGGGGCCGACUCUUUAGGGUCCCUCUAAAUCCCCCUAAACCCCAGAGCGACGACGGGGUGGAGGGAGACGAAGACACCUUUGUCAUAGAGAAGGCUCGCGUCUGAGCAGCGCCUUCAUCGACCCGGUCACCUUAACCCGGGGCCAGUCUCCCAUCUCCUUCCUUCGGUUGCUCUCAUUCUCGCGACAAAAGAUUUUCCACCAACAUUGUAAGCGGCGUCGCCAUCUUCCUCCCAAACCUGCUGUUUUGUAACGGUUGCCAGUGAGAAUUAACUCCUCGUAGUAUUUUUGUUGUUUCUUCUCGUUUACGUCGAAGGCCGAGCCGCUGGAUUGUUCCUUUCCAUGUAAUUCCCAUAAUCGUGACUCCAUUUUGUAAAAAAAAAGAAAAGGACAGAAAAGAAGCAAAAAGCCUUCCACAGAUUCGGAAUCGGACGGUUUGUUGUAACAGUAGAGAAUGUGAGGAAACCAAAGAGAUGCAGCUGUGGCAUGAAGAUAGGAGAAAACGAACCGUCAGACAAAAACAAUCACAAGAUUCAUUUCUGUACAUUUAAGGAGCAUGGAGGAAGUUUAAAAAAAAAAAAAAAAAGCAGAGGAAAGGACCUUUCCCCAACAGAAUCAGUGGAGUCUGUGUUGCAGUAUUUCCUUUGUUAAUGAUGAAUGAAGACACUCGAGGCACUUGAAGACAGUUGCACAUGCUCUGUGGUAGCUUGUUGACGUGUGGUAUCUUUGAUUUGAAUGUGCUCAUACAUGACUUGUGUUAUUUUUACCAUAACAGCAGAGGAAACGGAGGGUGAUGAUUUUAUCUAUUUUUUUUCUUUUUUUUUCAUUUAACUACAUGUUUACUUCAUCAAAACCUCAGAAGAGAAAGUAAAUUGUUUGCUAUAAAUGUCCUGGUAUAGUAAGAUGUGAUAAACUUCACACAUAAUAUGCCUUAUUAAAAGACGAAAGGGACUCUGGAGCUUUUCCCUCCAGAUGCACUAAAUCGGAUCCCUUUUUCGAAGAGGCAAAAACCAUAGCACCCUUGAAUGUGCCGCAUACCUCUUUUGUACCGUUUUUGUUAUGUUCUUAUUUAGAUUAUUAUCCAUAUAUUUUUGGAGACGACUUUGGUUGUAAGCAGUAUCAGAUUUUAUUUUUAUGUUUCUAUCCAUAACUGUUUGUUUUAGACAGAUGAUGUGUGAGCUACCAACAUGCGUGGUAGGGGGAUAAUGUGUUCCAGUUUAGAAAUAAAUCAGAUUUUUCCCAUUUCUUA